AUGGCUCCAGACACGGGCUCAGCCCGCAACAAAAGGGCGCGUCCUCAGCAAGACGACGAAUCAUCCGCACGAGCACAAAGUACCGAUACAGCCGCUUCAGCCAAGAAAAGACGUCUCAAUGGCUCUGCAGAAACGUCGAUCGAAGCACCGAAGGGCUUCUCUGCCAUUACCUCGGCUAUAGGAAGCAUGUUUGGGUAUAAGCGAUCAAGCAAUGCGACAGCUACAGCCCCAAAAAGCUCAACCGCAGCAACCUCGAAAUCAGCUUAUGAUGAUGUACCCGACUCUGACGAAGAGACAAACCUUGUGCCGGCUCAAAACUCGAAGACAAAACCUGCAGUGUCAUACACAAAACUUAAUCAAAAGUCGGCGAGGAGUCCUAAGAAGUCCUCAAAGAAUGUCUACGAUGUUCCUAGCUCGGAAGAGGAGCUCGAAUUCUCAACACCAAUGGGCGAGAAGACGGGCACUCCAAGAAGCACAAAACGCCCCAAUGGCUCGGCUAGGAAAGCCAGUGAUAAGGAGGAAACCGCUGUGGACACAGCCGAUGAUACAGAAGAACAAACUCAGGGAACCCCGUCUCGCGGUCGCCGCCCACGUCAAACUCUAGGAUCGAAAGUGGAUGCUAGCAAUUCGGAUGUGCUGUCGUCUAGAAAGCCUGCUGUGAAGAAUAUUCCUGCAAGAGCCAAGCCAAGACAAACAGAAGCGCUGGAAAACCAGCAAGCCACAGGGCCCAAAGGCAUCCUCACUCCCCGACACAAGCGCCGUGGCCGCCCACCAAAGAGUGUGGCCUUUGACAGUGAUGAUAACAAGCCAGCAGAAGUCUUCUUCAAAGAUCUUCCAAAGACCAAGACACCAUUACCGAAGUUAGCAAAACCACAGGCAGGUUCGAAAACAUUUCAGACAGGGAAAUCGCCUGCAGAAACGGUCUCGGUAUCUGGAGACGAAGAAAGCCAGGAAGAUGGCGAGAGUGAAGACGACGAAGUUUGCAUCAUCUGCUCCAAACCAGACUCAACAGCCCGAAAUCAGAUACUUUUAUGCGACAAUUGCGACAGGGGCUUUCACCAGAAAUGCUACAAUGUGCCCGUGAUACCAAAAGAUGACUGGUUUUGCAAAGACUGCCUCCAAGAAAACAUGGAGGAGGAAAUCACUGAGGGCGCAAAAGAUGCUACAGACCAAUCAAUGGACGUUCCGGAUAUUGCAAAUUUUGAGCAUCACUUGCGUACCAUGCAGAGAGUGCUCAUUGAUCGCUGCUCUGGCAGUAGACGUCUCGCUUUAAAGGGUCAGGGCGAGGCGUACCAAAAGACCUACCAGCUCGUCGAACAGACAGUAAUGGCUGGCGAGGGCAACUCGAUGAUGAUUAUUGGUGCAAGGGGAUGUGGUAAAACCCUCAUGGUGGAGAAUGUCAUUUCUGAGCUGGCGACGGAAAGUUCUGAUGCUUUUCAUGUCAUUCGUCUCAACGGAUUCAUUCACACGGACGAUAAACUUGCUUUGAAGGAGAUCUGGCGGCAGCUCGGUAAGGAAAUGGAGGUUGAAGACGACUUGAUGAGCAAGACCAGCAACUAUGCAGAUACGCUUGCUUCGUUGCUGGCGCUACUCUCCCAUCCCUCGGAGAUCACAGGAACGGAUGAAGGCAUAACAUCUCGGUCGGUCGUCUUCGUCAUUGAUGAGUUUGAUCUCUUCGCGGCACAUGCCCGCCAGACUUUGCUAUAUAAUCUUUUCGAUAUAGCUCAAGCAAGGAAGGCCCCGAUCGCUGUCCUUGGUGUUACAACUCGAAUCGAUGUAGUCGAAAGCCUGGAGAAACGAGUCAAGAGUCGUUUCAGUCAUCGUUAUGUUCAUCUUUCGCUACCAAAAAGCUUGCUAGCGUAUUGGGAAAUUUGUAAACAAGGCUUGCAGGUUGAAGAAGAUGAUCUAGAAUCGGAAGGAUUUGAUGUCGGUUUAGAAGGUCUGACCGACUUUCAAAAAUAUUGGAACGACAAGAUCGAGACACUCCACAAGUCACCGUCAUUCCAGGCACAUCUCGAGUAUCAAUAUUACACGACAAAGUCGGUCACGGAAUUCUUGACGACUUGCGUUUUGCCUCUGUCGACCCUGUCGCCCAGUGCACUCGAUUUGAAGAUUGGGGCGUCUUUGUCGAGAGCUGUUCAAAUCCAGACCCCAGAUUCCAAGCUUCACCUGCUUGCAGCGUUGUCAGAUCUCGAUUUGUCAAUGUUGAUAGCCGCUGCGCGCCUCGACAUUGUUGCGCACACUGAUACGGUCAACUUUGCCAUGGCAUACGACGAGUACAAUUCGCAGAUGGGCAAGCAAAGGGUUCAGUCUGCUACCUCGGGUAUACUAGCUCUUGGUGCUGGGGGAAGGACCUGGGGACGAGCCGUGGCCGGGAUGGCGUGGGAGAGGUUAGUGUCUCUCGGUCUCUUGAUCCCGGCAGGCAUUGGCGGUAGAAGCAAUGCUGCUCAUGGUGGACUAGAAGGGAAGAUGUGGAAGCUCGACGUUUCGUUGGAAGAAAUCCCCACAGCCGUCGAACUCCCGGGUUUCCUUGCCAAAUGGUGUACACAGAUAUGA
Pestalotiopsis fici W106-1 is the source of this 2556-nucleotide messenger RNA. RefSeq lists its product as uncharacterized. The coding region runs from base 1 to 2556 and encodes 851 amino acids. Gene Ontology annotation, cellular component: nuclear origin of replication recognition complex; nucleus. Gene Ontology annotation, biological process: DNA replication; DNA replication initiation. Gene Ontology annotation, molecular function: ATP binding; DNA replication origin binding; ATP hydrolysis activity. NCBI's taxonomy places the organism in Eukaryota, Fungi, Ascomycota, Sordariomycetes, Amphisphaeriales, Sporocadaceae. The transcript has 2 exons. The record is from RefSeq and is a predicted model, not a curated record.